AUGAUGGAGAAGGGGUUUCUGGUGGAUGCAGUGGCUGAGUUCGUCAAGGGCAGCGUGUGGCGCGAUACGGUGACACAUUUCCUCGAGACGCACUAUAAGCGGUUUCUGACAGACUCGGAAUCAGAAAGUAAAGUAAAUGGCUACACACUGGAACAAUAUGACUCGUUCAUGGCAUUUAAGGACCGCGUCGAGAGGAUGUUGGAAGGGGUCGUAAGUGAUUUAAGCUGCUCUGGAGAAGACCUUGUUGAAGCGGUUAAAGAGAACUUAAAGUAUGAGUCAGCGUUGUCGACGGAGAAGAGAUUCUGCAUCCAAACUCUGCUCACUUUCGACGACUAUGACGCCUUCUACUCGAGAAUUCGCGAGUACGCAACCGAGAAACAAGGUGUUCGCUACGAUGAAAACGCAGAUGGGAACGCGGAAAUCUCCGAAUGGGCACUACAAGAGGCGAUCGCCAGAUCGAUACUUAAAGCUCACGCGAGAGGUCAACUGGAUGAAGCGGAAGCGAUCUGGUUACCUUGGGCACAAGCUUUCGUGCAGAUGAGUCAAGCGACUGCAUCAAGUGAAGAACUAGCAAGCGAAGCUAAAGCGGAGGCUAAAGUCAUCAGCGAGAACGAUCCGGAGGACAAAGAAGACACUCGCAUGCAUGAGCUAGAGAAAAUUUUGAUCCGAGAGAGGUUCAAGGUGGAUCUCCUCGUGGCGCAGCGAAUUGCUGACGCUAAUACUCAGAUGAAGAAGCAGAUGCUGAAUCUUGCUGCUGAAGUGGUGAAUCAAGAUGAACAAGUCGACGAUGUAGCCAUAUCAGCAGAAGAGGAACUCGCGGGGCUCUUCAAGCACAUUGAAACCAUGAGUGAUCGUCUGAAAGACGUGAAGAUUCGAUGUUUCAAAUUCGAAAGCGUCACUCAGCAGCAAAUGGAUACAAUCUAUCUCUAUCUUAAGGAAAAGGUGCACUACAAGCAGGAUCUGGUCUCCCAAGAGAAGGAAAUAGCAGCAUUCAUCCUCAUGCAGAUCCACGAGAAAGACGAGUCUUUGGUUCCUUUGAUCCUCGAAUGGCUACUACUCGAGUCAGAACAACUUCGAACGCAAACCCAAAUCCAAGAACACCUCGCGGGUCCACGCGACGAAGGAUACUGGACACAAGAGUGGGAUGAAUCCUCUCAAGCAUUCUACUACGUCAACUCGGAGUCUAAAGAGAGUGUUUGGGAACCUCCAGCUGCUGGUUUCUACGAUAUCAACAAUGAAUUUCACGUUCCAGGGUUAGAAAUAGAAAUUGCUAAUGAUGAGGCACAAGAAACACCGUAUACAGAGGGUGUAUACAACCCCGAAAGUGCUACUGACGAACUGCCAACGUUGGAACAAGCGUCGUCUCAACUAGAUGCAACGUUCGAGCUAACUAUCGGACCGGACGCAACAGAAAUGGCUGAGAUGGAAAGCGUAUUGGAGCGCAUUUCGCGUGAACAUGACCAAGAACGUAAGCGGUUGGAGCUUGUUUUUGAGCUGGAGAAGGCUCGACAGAAGGAAGAGCUACGUAAACGCAAAGAGAAGAAACGUCGAGAGAAGUUAGCCAAGAAACAAAGACAAAAAGAUGACGCGUCUAAGGGAGAUGGAGAAGCUUCUGCUCAGUCCCCAACGUCAUCUCAUGUUGCAGAGAUAAUCGACGUGAAGUCCGAGGAUACGUCUCAUCUAAAUAUCAACGUACCGGGACAUGGUCGGAUCGACUUGGCGCACUUACUGAGCGACGCACACGCCACUCGUCAUCGUCAAUUAAAGGGGAUUUCACCGGCUCAUGAGCGAGUUAUGCUUAACCCAGCAACACUACGCUAUCUCACAGAGCAAAUGGCGAUCAAGCAACCUGAUGUCUUAGGACAACAAGUACGAAGAGAGAUUGUGCUCGAAGAAGCUGCUGAUUCAAAGUAA
This is a messenger RNA of Phytophthora infestans T30-4, 1914 nucleotides long. RefSeq lists its product as hypothetical. Gene Ontology annotation, molecular function: protein binding. The transcript has 7 exons. Gene Ontology annotation, cellular component: ciliary base; axoneme. Lineage: Eukaryota; Oomycota; Peronosporomycetes; Peronosporales; Peronosporaceae. Bases 1 to 1914 code for a protein of 637 amino acids. The record is from RefSeq and is a predicted model, not a curated record.